CGUCAUGUGGUAGAGAGUCAUCCCGAGUCGCGCGGAGAUUGUUUUUCUAGAUAUGUCAGUUUACCACGGACAUCUCCCUCCUCUAUAGACAGCUCAUCCAAAAUGUCUUUUUCCAGCAGCUCUCCUGCGGCAAACCCCUUUCUGGUGGACUCGUUAAUCGGAGCUUGCCGGACGGAUAGCUUUUACUCAAACAGCGGGGUUUACAUGUCUUCUGGUGCAGACAUGGGAACUUACGGAAUGCAAACCUGUGGACUUCUGCCGUCUUUCGGCAAGAGAGGGGAGGUGAACCACCAAAACAUGGGGAUGAACGUCCACUCGUACAUACCUCAGCUAGAUAACUGGACUGACCCGAACCGAUCCUGUCGGCUUGAGCCAAACCUCGGUCAGAUAUCAAGUGUUACGUUCCCACAGAGCAUCAAGGAGGAGAGCAACUGCUGCAUGUACUCUGACAAGAGAGCCAAAGUCAGCUCCUCUGAUGUCCCGACAUACUCCACCCUCCUCCCCGAGUCGUGUCCAGUGGACGGUCCAGAGAUACCGGUUCCAGGCUAUUUCCGGUUGAGCCAAACUUACGCGAGCGCAAAGCACCAGGCGGAUUACUGUCACGAAACGCCAAGUCCGAAUACGACGUUGAUGCAACUAAAUCAGGUGGCAGCUCCAAAAUCGCAUUCCUCCGUAUACGCCGAGGUGGACAACAAGACGGGGGAACGGUCGCCCCAGACCCGCGACGCCGCCAGAACCCCGGUCCCCGUGGAGAGCCCGGACACUGAGCCCUGCGCGGAGGAGAAGAAGGACUCCUCUGUGUCCAGCCCCGUGGUAUCACAGAAGGAAACGAAAGAGUUCAACAACGAUGCACCAACGAGCAACUGGCUGACCGCGAAGAGUGGCAGAAAGAAGAGGUGUCCCUACACCAAACACCAGACUUUGGAACUGGAGAAGGAGUUCCUCUUCAACAUGUAUCUGACGAGAGAGCGCCGCCUAGAGAUCAGCAAGUGCGUGAACCUGAGUGACAGACAGGUCAAGAUCUGGUUCCAGAACCGCAGGAUGAAACUCAAGAAGAUGAGCCGGGAAAACCGCAUCCGAGAACUCACCUCCAACCUCACCUUUUCGUGAGCUCCAACGAGUUCCUCCGAGUGUUUCAGCGUCUUUGUCACCUCCUGUCCAUACGAUGUUAGUGCGUUAAUGUCCUUGUAUCAUCCUUUUGUUUUAUGUAAACGAAACUGUGAUUGUAGAUUUAUGGGUGUUUUUUGGUAAACAUUUUGUUGCAUUACUUAUUAUUGGUAUAUUUUAUUACAGGGUAAUUUUUAUGUCUUAAAUUAUUGAUCUUACUUGUUUGGUUUUGUUUCCGUUCUCAGUAGACAUGGCUCUUUUAAUGUGAAGAUGUCGCAGUAUAGCGACCUGACUGGUAUCAGACAACAUUUCAGACACAAAAGCACAUUUAGCCUCAUGUAGCGCCCUACACGCAAGCCAGUGGCUCCAUUGCAGAAAUGUUUCAAGUGGCGUAGUAUAUUCAUUUGUGUUUGUGUCAUUGCAUGUUUGUGGCAUGUAUCCUGCAAUAAACAGACUGUCCAA
Molecule: messenger RNA, 1569 nt
Organism: Gadus chalcogrammus (walleye pollock)
Lineage: Eukaryota; Metazoa; Chordata; Actinopteri; Gadiformes; Gadidae
Gene: hoxd10a
Product: homeobox D10a
Exons: 2
Coding region: 103-1110 (335 amino acids)
Biological process (GO): regulation of transcription by RNA polymerase II
Cellular component (GO): nucleus
Molecular function (GO): RNA polymerase II cis-regulatory region sequence-specific DNA binding; DNA-binding transcription factor activity, RNA polymerase II-specific
Source: RefSeq, a predicted model, not a curated record